UACAUAACUCCGGGGCCAUUGCAAACAGUUUGGACUUUUGUUUGUGCUGCAAUAAUCAAAAGUGGAAAUCUGCUUUGGAGAUUUUUGCACCUGUGACUUUGCGAGACAUUGGUUCUGUGUCUGACAGGUUUUCCAAGAAGAUGAGGAUGACAUGAAUCAUGCUGCUGAAGUUUUAAAUGCUGUCACCCCAUGGUCUGCAGAGGAGAGAGCUGGACUUGUCCUCUACCAAAGCCCAUUCAUGCAGCUGUAGUUCUCCAUAGCAAGCAUCAUCACUGCUUUGGAGGAAUAUGCAUUGUACAAGAAGGAAGCGACUGCAGCUGAGCCGGGUCUUGUUUCUCCUUUCCGGGGUUUUUCUCUGUACGCUCUACCAGCUGACCAUCAGUGCAAGAUUGUACGAGCCUUUGCUAAUGUCUCCGUAUGGAGAGGAUUUUGGAGAAGGUUCAUCAGAGUUGAUUGAGGAGGUUACAGCAGAAACUCAGGGGCUGGAGGAACCUCCCACUGCCAUUCAUGAAAUAGAGCUCACAGAUCAAACAACACCAGGAAUGCAUUUGACACAUACCUCGGAUUCAACUUCAGAUUUUAAAGCAUUGACCCCCACUGAAUCUCCUCCAUCACCAACUAAAAACCGGACGAUUGUGCAUUGCAUCUAUGUGGCCCCCGAGCCUCCACAAGAGUCACUCAUACCCACACCAGCUCCGGCUCCUCCUGUGGCCACUAUCACUCCAGCUUCUCCUGGUGACGCUACUCAUAUAAAGAGUCAAUACCCUGAAGAUAUUUUUUCUAUUGAUGACCGUAAACGAGGCUGGGUGAUCCUCCAUAUCUUUGGGAUGAUGUACAUGUUCAUUUCACUUGCAAUUGUGUGUGAUGAGUUCUUUGUUCCUGCACUGGGGGUAAUCACAGAAACGUUAGCCAUCUCUGAAGAUGUAGCAGGAGCCACCUUCAUGGCUGCCGGAGGCUCUGCUCCUGAGCUUUUCACAUCCCUAAUAGGAGUCUUCAUUGCCCACAGCAAUGUGGGAAUCGGGACAAUUGUUGGUUCAGCAGUUUUCAACAUUUUGUUCGUGAUUGGAAUGUGUGCAUUGUUUUCACGGGAGGUGCUUCAUCUAACCUGGUGGCCACUUUUCAGAGACGUAUCCUUCUACAUAGUGGGCCUCAUCUUACUCAUCAUCUUCUUCUUGGAUAAUGUCAUAAUGUGGUGGGAGAGCACCAUGCUGGUGGCCUGUUACACUCUCUAUGUCAUUUUCAUGAAGUUCAAUGUGCAAAUAGAGCGGACGAUAAAGGCCAUACUCCUCAAAAACCAGAACAUCGUCAGGAUUUUUGCUGUGGAAGAACCGGAAAAGACAAAUGUGGACGCUGAAGAUAAUGUCCGACCUGCUCCAGAGAACAAGCAUCGGUUAAAGUUGAAGCCAUCCCUUCAUCGAGGGGGAAGCUCAGCUUCUUUACACAACAGCACCAUGAGAAACACCAUCUUCCAACUUAUGAUCCACACAUUAGACCCUAUAGGUGAGGGGAAAUUAAAGGAAAAGGCUGAGACUCUGAAUAAUGUGGCUAGACGGACGGCAAAGAGCAAAACUCAAGACAAAAUUGAAGAUGGUGUAAGUGAAACUAAACCAGUCAAAGAGCCAAAGGCUGCCGCAGCCCCAGAAACAGAGAAGACGGAGCAGCCAGAGGACAAGAAGGAGGAUGUGCCAGCAGGAAACGAUAGUUCAGGAGGCUCUGAAAGUGAUAAAGAUGAUAGCGAUGACGACAGCGUUGAGUCCAGUGAAGAAGAAGAGGAGGAAGAAGAUGAAGACGAGGGGGAGAAAGAAUUGGAGGAGGAUGAACCUCUGUCUUUACAGUGGCCUGACACACAACAUAAACAAGUCACCUACCUCUUCCUGCUGCCCAUAAUCUUCCCUCUGUGGCUCACAGUUCCAGAUGUUCGCAACCAGAAAUACAGAAAGUUCUUUGCGGCCACCUUCCUGGGCUCUAUCCUGUGGAUUGGUGUGUUCUCCUACCUCAUGGUGUGGUGGGCUCAUCAGGUGGGUGAGACCAUCGGCAUCUCAGAGGAGAUUAUGGGCUUGACUAUCCUGGCUGCAGGGACGUCCAUCCCUGACCUCAUUACCAGUGUGAUAGUGGCACGUAAAGGCCUGGGGGACAUGGCUGUGUCCAGCUCUGUGGGCAGUAACAUCUUUGACAUCACAGUGGGCCUUCCAGUGCCGUGGCUCCUGUACUCAUCCCUCCACAGUUUUGCUCCCAUAGUUGUCAGUAGCAACGGGCUCUUCUGUGCCAUCGUGCUGCUCUUUAUCAUGCUCCUCUUCGUCAUCAUCUCCAUUGCAUCCUGUAAGUGGAAGAUGAAUAAGAUGCUAGGGUUCACCAUGUUCCUGCUCUAUUUUAUCUUUCUGGUGCUGAGCGUGAUGCUGGAGGAUCGCAUCAUUAGCUGUCCUGUUUCCAUCUGAACGUGUGAGCAGAAGUCAUCUUUACAAAAGGGGUCCGUGCACGUUGGGACCUGAAGCCCGACUGUUAACCCAUUUGUAUGUAAUGUACGGGUCUCAUGACCAGGGGUCUGGGUGUCCGUAGAAACUAUGCAGAAAGCUGUAGUUGCUCUGCAUUGCUGCCAGUGACAUGUGUCCAGGAUGUCAGCAACAAUACAGAUAUUAGAACAUUUUACAGAAGUUGUUACAUACUCACUUCAAUUAACUAUGGCAGCUUUUGCAUACAUUUUUUUAAUUAAUAAAGAGAUGCAGAUCUGCUAAAAUAGUGUGGGUAAGGGUAAGUGAAUGAACACUAACCGGGAUAUUAAUGUUUUUACUGUUUACAAAAUUGCAUUUACAGAAUAUAAUUGGAAAUAUAGAAUAUGGCAAAUUUUGGAAAAUGUACUGUAUGUUUCUAAAUGUGGAUAUUGUAUAUGAUAUGUAAGAAUACACUGACAUAUAAUACUGUUUUAUAACAAUCAUCAUAGAGAACCUGAGCUUGAGUUCACUGUUCACGCUUUCAUGCAUAUCAGUUUAUAUAACAAAACCGUCAGGCAUAGCAAUAGCACCCAGGUCGGAAAAAAACUUGACAUCCAUAGAAUAAAUGUGUUUAUUCACAAAUGAAAGUAAACUAUAGAUCCAACCAGGGAAUAAAUGUAAUUUCAUUUUUUUAUAUAAAAAUCAUACAAAUUAGUAUCCGUGUUACAAAUGAUAAAUAAUACUUCAUAAACAUUGUUUAAAUUGACAAAUUGUGUAAACAACAUAUACACAUCAAAUGAUGUUUUGGUCUUCAGUGAUGUUUUAAAUUUUUAUCACAAUGUAAAAGGUGAAUAAAAUGCUAUUUUACACGCUG
This is a messenger RNA of Pseudoliparis swirei, 3303 nucleotides long. RefSeq names its product solute carrier family 24 member 1 (gene slc24a1). Bases 288 to 2435 code for a protein of 715 amino acids. Gene Ontology annotation, molecular function: calcium, potassium:sodium antiporter activity; calcium channel activity. Gene Ontology annotation, cellular component: membrane. NCBI's taxonomy places the organism in Eukaryota, Metazoa, Chordata, Actinopteri, Perciformes, Liparidae. The record is from RefSeq and is a predicted model, not a curated record. Gene Ontology annotation, biological process: intracellular calcium ion homeostasis; long-term synaptic depression; calcium ion transmembrane transport. The transcript is spliced from 10 exons.